CUCUCCUACUCGACCCUCCGUCAAGACCAGCCGCCGGUCAUGUCGUCGUCGCAGACCAUGACAGCGCCAGCGGUGGGCCAUCGUCCUCCGGAUGCUGCCCCGGAUAUGUCGUCCGUGUACGACUAUCCUCGAUCACAACAACCGCAGCAACACCCGCAGCAACAGCAGCAUCUUGAUCCUCAACCGCAUUCAUCCCCGCCCGACUCCGCAAUCCGCGCUUUGCACGAUCCUGCCCCCGACUCCCUCGGGACCUCCUCCCCCAAUGGCUUACCCGCUCCCUCCUCCACCACGAUCAAAUCCGAACCUGACGAUCAACCUUCAAUUGCUCCUGCACCGCAAGACUUUCAAUCCGAUCUCCGUCGACAGUCCGCCGCCAGUGCGCUGCUGGCCCAGCUCCUUGGCAAUCAGCCCUCCUCUGGUCCUUCACCAUCUGAGGAUCAUGCAAUGCCGCUAGCCCCGCAAGCGACGGACCUACCGCAGCAGAUCGACGAAGAACCCAAUUUUCAAUGGACGCUGGAUUCAACGUCGGAGCCCAUGCCCGCUGCGCCUGCCGACUCGACCGGCGGAGGCGCAGAUCACAUCCCGCCGGCUUCGACUGAUUUGCCGCCUUCGCAGCACCACCAGGAGGAAAAAUUCGACCAUCAACCCGAUACGUCCCUAACGAAUCCUGAACAAGACUCAGGAGCGACGGUCAAAACGAACGAUCCCUUUGAUGGCCUGACAGACCCUUUGCUCUUUAAAACCAGCAUUGGUCACGCUGAUCUCUUCAAGCCUUUUGAUGACCCGACUUCCCCCAAGAAUCCGUUCGAUGCCUUGCAACAUAAUGAGAUGCUUACCGACGCGUAUCUGUCGCAGAGCGCCGAUCUCUCCGCGCUCGGGUAUUCCGGUUUACCGCAUGAUGGCCCGGGAUCUGUCGCCGGCUCCGAACCCCGGAUCCAGGCAUUUGCGAAGCUCGAGUUCGACGAUGGUCACUUUUACUGCAAUACUUAUUCCUUCAUAUUGGGUCGUGAUGUACGUGCCGCGCGGGCUGCGCAUCAGCGCGAGAUACAAGUUCGACAAGCAAUGAGGACAUCGCGGGCGAAGAGCUCCAGUGGCGGAAACAUGUCCCAUACUCCCGUUCGUGUGAAGCAUGAAGGCAGUGGCGUGAUUGGCAGCGUCGUCAGUGACCGUGGCGGGAUUAUGGGCUUUGAUCCGGAUGUUUCACACCUGCCUCCUCGCCUAAGUCGUCGUUCGUCGGUUUCUUCCCAUGCGGAAUCUGGCGCUCCAUUACAUGCCACCCCGGCUCAGCUCCAGUCGACCGACAACAACACUACCGAUUAUAAUGCGCUGGCAAUGCAGUCCUUGAACGAUGAACACGGCGAUGCAAAGCCCGUCGACGCUCUUGCGCUGCUUCCUUCGCCAGACGCAUGUCCGACCAUCCCCAUUCAUCCUCCCGCUACCGUUGACGGCAGUGCCGCUGGCCAUCGCGGUAUCUCCCGCAAGCACGUCAAAAUCGCCUACAAUUUUGAUAAGAAUCUGUUUGAAAUGGAAGUCAUGGGGCGAAAUGGCGCUUUCAUCGGCGCGGACUGGCUGUCGCCUGGCCAGAUCAGACCAUUACAUAGCGGCGAUUAUAUCCAGAUAGGAGGUGUUCGCAUUCGCUUUCUACUACCAGAUGUACCAAUCGGUGAGACUGGUGCUGACCGUGUCGAGGAGCCUCUGGCUACUGGGGAGGAGAGUUCACAAACCCCAGCUCCUGCUGCAGAAAACGAAGCUGAGGCUCAGAAGCGCACAUCUGAAGCAACAGAAAUCAAGGACACUCCUAGGCCGACGAAGCUCAUCUUGAAAACCAGAGAGCCCGAUUCGGCGCGACCAAUGCCUUCGGUUGAGGGAGCUAUUGAUCCAUCAUUACAGCCAAUGAAACGUCGUGGCCCCGGCCGGCCUCCUAAGGAUGGUAUCAUGUCCAAGCGCGAAAGAGCAGAAUUAGCCCGAGAGCAGAAGCUGGCAGCGAAGCGCGAGGCAAACGGAGGCGUCACGCCUCCGCCAGCGAACCGAGCGAAGGCUGGCAAGGCCCCAGCCUCCACGACCGUGACUGUCACCCCUAAAGAGAUGGGCGGAGAGUCGCCUGGAUCGAAACCCGAGAAGCGCAAGUAUACCAAGAGGAAGAAGCCCGAUGGCACUCCGAUGGAUUUCCCUCUACCCUCCACCGAAGGCGGGCAUUUCCCCAUGGAGCAUCGUCCGGAGGAGUUUAUCAAAGCACCCCCGGUCAAGAAGCGCAAGCCCUCACGGUCGCCAUCUCCAAAUUAUCCUCCCGAAUCUGCAUAUACGCCGGAGGACCUGGCCAAGCCACCUUACAACUACGCCGUUCUCAUCUUCGAUGCUCUCACCGAGGCUGGUACUCCAAUGACACUCAAGCAGAUAUAUCGAGCGUUGAAGUUGAAAUAUCCAUAUUUCCGGUUCAAGUGCGAAACCGAAGGCUGGACGUCCAGUGUACGGCAUAACCUCAACGGGAAUAGCCACCUUUUCAUGCAUGCUGAGCGAGAUGGAAAGGGAUGGUCAUGGCAGCUCCGUCCUGGAGCUUCUGUCGAGAAAGAGAAGAAGAGACGCCCAUCACCUCCUCCGCCAGCGGCUCCUCCUCCGCCUACCGCCCCUCCCUCGUACAUGCCUGCCUUGAACCCGACGUAUGGCACUCAGCCCAAUGGACAGCCCAGCAUGGCGAACCCGCACUUCCAAUUCCCUGCUAUGCCAUCCAAUCCUUACGCAACUCACACCCACCCUCACACUCACGCUCCUGCUCCCGUUCCAUCUCCUGCUCCUCCGGCACCUCAUCAUGCAAGUCCCUAUCCUCCGCCUUCUCAGCCCGCCGCCUCAACCCCAUUUCCGAUACCCAGUCCGCUCCGCAACAACCUUCCGCCCGCCUUCGCCCAGACCGUCCCUUCCACCUACACCUCACCCUAUGCAUCCGACCCGCCCCCGCAGCUGGUCCAACUGCAGCAGGCGCAGCAAUCGCAAUCGAUGCCUCCACCGCCUCAACAUCAGUCACCUUAUCCACCGCCAAACCCUUCACCAAUGCCUCCGUCCAAUGCACCCCAUCCGACGCAUCCUCCGCAUCCUCCGCCGCCACCCCCGGGGCCCUCACCAGGGCCUCCCAUGCAGCAUCAGCCAAACAUGGGCGUCGGCCCCGGUCCUGGUCUCGGUCCUGGACCUGGCCACGGCCAUAUGGACAACUCAGAUGCAUCUUCGUUCAAUGACCGUGCGAAUAAAGCCAUUGACGAUUUUGAGGCUGUUCUUAUGGAAGAUUACGAAGACAAGAAUUACAUCCGAGAGGUGCUCAAGAGUGCACGAGCCCGUGUACUCGGCAAUGCCACGGACAGCUCGUUCCCUGGUGGUGAACCGAAAGACGAGGAGGUCAUUGUGGAUGCUCUCCGUAAUCUGAUUGGAAGCUUGAAGGGAGAAUAGCGAGCAGCGCUUGGGGAUCGAUCAGUGGCAGACAAAGGAAGGGAAAACUUGAAGGCCUUGGCUUGACGACUUAACGACUUGGGAUUCUGCAUUUACUACAUUUAUUAUGUCUUGUCUAAUCUGCAUGCAGUUGGCACAUGGCAAAUCGAUUCUGGUGUUUGAGGGUAAAGGGAGUCUUGAUUAUGGUCAGCAAGCGCUAGCGCAAAAAGAAGCCGGUCUUGAUCCUCCCUUGUCGCGUUGGUACUAAUGAGUAUGAAAGACUCACAG
Messenger RNA from Aspergillus saccharolyticus JOP 1030-1, 3702 nucleotides. Its product is annotated as forkhead domain protein. Gene Ontology annotation, molecular function: protein binding; sequence-specific DNA binding; DNA-binding transcription factor activity. Lineage: Eukaryota; Fungi; Ascomycota; Eurotiomycetes; Eurotiales; Aspergillaceae. The record is from RefSeq and is a predicted model, not a curated record. Bases 40 to 3435 code for a protein of 1131 amino acids. Gene Ontology annotation, cellular component: nucleus. Gene Ontology annotation, biological process: regulation of ribosomal protein gene transcription by RNA polymerase II. The transcript has a single exon.